Molecule: messenger RNA, 806 nt
Organism: Rattus rattus (black rat)
Lineage: Eukaryota; Metazoa; Chordata; Mammalia; Rodentia; Muridae
Product: killer cell lectin-like receptor 5
Exons: 7
Coding region: 1-711 (236 amino acids)
Source: RefSeq, a predicted model, not a curated record
AUGCACACAGAGUGUUAUGUCCCCUGGCACCUGAUUGUGAUAGCUUUGGGAAUCUUUUGUACACUUCUUCUGUUAACUGUUGCAGUGUUGGUGACAAUCAGUGAUUUUUCAGUAUCAAGUCAUGAACAGCAGGAAACUCCAAACCACCACCAUAAUUGCACCGCCAUGCAAAGUGACAUUGACUUAAAGGAAGAAAUGCUGAGAAAAAAGUCUAUAGACUGUAGUCCAGGUAAUGAUCUUCCGGAAUCAGUCAACAGAGAACAGAACAGAAGGUACAGCAAAACCCAGGCUGUCGUAAAUUCCACACAACACACAGGCAGUGAAAUUGAAACAUACUGGUUCUGCUAUGGUAUAAAAUGUUAUUAUUUCAUCAAGGAUGGAAAAUCAUGGGAUGAAUGUAAACAAACCUGCCAGAAUUCCAGUUUAUUCCUUCUGAAGAUAGAUGAUGAGGAUGAACGGAAAUUCCUUCAGCAACAGCUUAUUCCAGACAAUUACUGGAUUGGAUUUUCAUAUGAUAAAGAAAAAAAGGAAUGGGCAUGGAUUGAAAAUGGACCAUCUAAACCUGCCUCAAACACAAUGAAAUUCAAUGAAAAGCUUGGAGGAUGUGUAUUCUUAUCUAAAACAAGACUAGACCAUACUGACUGUAGAAAUUUAUACAGCUGUAUUUGUGGGAAGAAAUUGAAUAAAUUCCCUGAUUUACUCUCCAAUUAGUGUUAAAGUGAAAACAAAGAGACAAUCUGGAAGAUUGGUGAAUGUUCUGGAAUCUGGAAUCUGACUUGACAGAGCAGAGGACAUCUACCUUCCUG